Molecule: messenger RNA, 3202 nt
Organism: Echinops telfairi (small Madagascar hedgehog)
Lineage: Eukaryota; Metazoa; Chordata; Mammalia; Afrosoricida; Tenrecidae
Gene: RNF2
Product: ring finger protein 2
Exons: 7
Coding region: 172-1182 (336 amino acids)
Cellular component (GO): PcG protein complex; ubiquitin ligase complex
Molecular function (GO): ubiquitin protein ligase activity; chromatin binding
Source: RefSeq, a predicted model, not a curated record
UUCCCCUCAGUCUCUCAUGAAUAUUGAGCGGCCCCUGUUGUAUUUCCCGAGCUCCAUUGCGGAAGCCGAGGCUCGCCAUAUUGUGCGGCGGCGCCGGCGGCCGCGGAGGCUGGUCCCCGAGUCUUACCCCGGUCGCGGCCAGCGGAGCCCCGGACGGGAGCAGGCGCCGCAAUGUCUCAGGCUGUGCAGACGAAUGGAACUCAGCCCUUAAGCAAAACAUGGGAACUCAGUUUGUAUGAAUUACAGCGAACACCUCAGGAGGCAAUAACAGAUGGCUUGGAAAUUGUUGUUUCACCUCGAAGCCUCCACAGCGAACUAAUGUGUCCGAUUUGUUUGGACAUGUUGAAGAACACCAUGACUACAAAGGAGUGUCUACAUCGCUUUUGUGCGGACUGCAUCAUCACAGCCCUCAGAAGUGGCAACAAAGAAUGCCCUACUUGUCGGAAGAAGCUAGUUUCCAAAAGAUCACUAAGGCCAGAUCCAAACUUUGAUGCCCUCAUCAGCAAAAUAUAUCCAAGUCGUGAUGAGUAUGAAGCUCAUCAAGAGCGAGUGUUAGCCAGAAUCAACAAGCACAAUAACCAGCAAGCGCUCAGUCACAGCAUUGAGGAAGGACUGAAGAUACAGGCCUUGAACAGACUACAGCGAGGCAAGAAGCAACAGAUUGAAAAUGGUAGUGGAGCAGAAGAUAAUGGUGAUAGUUCACACUGUAGCAACGCAUCUACACAUAGCAACCAGGAAGCAGGACCUAGUAACAAAAGGACCAAAACAUCUGAUGAUUCUGGGCUUGAGCUUGAUAAUAACAAUGCCACAGUAGCAAUCGACCCCGCCAUGGAUGGGGCUAGUGAAAUUGAGUUAGUAUUCAGGCCCCAUCCCACGCUUAUGGAAAAGGAUGACAGUGCACAGACAAGAUAUAUAAAGACUUCAGGUAAUGCUACUGUUGAUCAUUUAUCCAAGUAUCUAGCAGUGAGGCUAGCUUUAGAAGAACUUCGAAGCAAAGGAGAAUCAAACCAGAUGAACCUCGAAACAGCCAGUGAGAAGCAGUACACCAUUUACAUAGCAACAGCCAACGGCCAGUUCACUGUAUUAAAUGGCUCAUUUUCUUUGGAAUUGGUCAGUGAGAAAUACUGGAAAGUGAACAAACCCAUGGAACUUUAUUAUGCACCCACAAAAGAGCACAAAUGAGCUUUACUAAAAGACAAUUCUGAAACGAACCUUUUUAUAGCCUACUUCUUUAAUAUUAAAGAUGUACCGUCAUUAGUUUUAUGGACAGAAUCUUGGAUAUGCUGUGCAGUUUUUGUUUUUCCUGAGCCACACUUGGUUUACUCUGAGAAUCUUUCCCCCUUAAUUUAAGAGUUCCCUUUUGGAAGGGAUUGCAAGUAUACAGUACUUUUUCUUUUUAAAAAUCUUGUUUUUUGUUUUCCCCCAAAGUGUGGUUACAUUUUGGAGCACUCUUUAGACCCAGGAAUUUUUCAGUUUCUGUAUUCUGAAGUGAAAAUUAACUCUGGCCAUCCUUCUCCUUCUGACCCAAAGUUUUUUAGGCCUACAGAAUGUAUUCUGAUUUAAUACAUAUUCUGACUUAUUUCCUCCUCAGAGUCUUCUAUAUUUAUAGUUUUCUAUAUAAACUAUAGGAUCUUCAUGAAGACCAAGACUCAAAUUUACUCUGCUUAAAAACAAUUCUCAUAGGAUUAUUAUUUUCAUGGUAUUUUCUUCCAUAAUAUCUCAUUUUAAGAAGUUCUUUAUGAACUUAGUGUCCAUUGUCAUGCAAUGUUUUUUUUUCCCAUUUUUUUUUUGGCCCUGUAGUAACUUUGGAGUUUGUGAUCCUGGGGAAGAAGAUUUACACGUUUAAAAUGUUAAGUUCUAUGAGAACUUGAUUCAUACACAGAUUUCAAUGAAGGAUAAUUGAUAGUUUUCAAGUGUAUAUUUAAAGAGAUCUUCCCCCCAAUACUAGUUCUAUUGUCACUUGAAUUUCUUUCUGAUGUGAUAUUGUUGCCUCUUGAAAGAAAUGUGGAGAUAUUUUGCACUUUAUCCUGAUGAAAAGUACAAGAUAUGUUCAAAGCUUCCCUUACUCAUUUCUUAUUGGUGACCACAUAGGUUUAAAGACUAACCAUGGCACAUAGAACAAUCGUGGGGGAAAGUUUGCUUCUGUUUAAAAAAUGUAUUUAACAUUUUGGGUUACUGUAACAGUUUAUAAAUUUGGUGCUCUGCUAAUUAAACACUCUAGAGAAAGAGAUUAACCAGCGCUUCAAAACAGUUCAUUAUUGUUUUGACCCCUUGUGGAGAAUUGUAUUGCCAGCCAUUCCUGUGGUUGAUAAGUAAAUUCUCAUCAGUGGGUAGAAAGCCCUAAGGUUAAUAGAGCUGGAGCCCUACCUUGGUGUGUAGUGAAAAGUAAUUUUGUAGGAAAAUUCCCCUAGUAAAGUCAUUCUACUCCUGUUAACUUAGUUUUAUAUUGGAGUACAGUGUUUAGAUGUUUGGGAGCCAGAAGGCUUUAUGCUGACAGGUCAGAAAUAAAAUUUGACUUGUGUAUUAUUUUUCAUCUUUGUCCUGGUUCUGUGUGUGUUUCCAAGUUUAUAUUAUCACAGUAUUUACAAAGACAUGUUUGCAUUGAGAAAUGAAACCUCAAGGGUUUUGCUAGGAGGGAGUACUCACUUGGUACCAUUGUAACUAAAGCCUGUCUAGUUGUUGUAAAUACUUAUCUGUCAAUUUUGACAAAUUGGGGGCCAACUUGCUAUUUUAAAUCACCAGCCCUGUAUGAAAACUUAAGACUUUAUUCAAUUUUUUACCAUUUUAUUGAAAAUAUUUAAAAUCUGCCUUUACAGUUUUUUUUUUUGGUAAUCUGUGCCAUGAAAUUUCAUAAUCACCAAAAAGUAUGGGGAAUUUUAUAUUGGGUUCUUUUUUGGUGUAAUGUUAAGUUGUAUAGAUUAUUAAUGCAUGUCCACUGAAUAUAAUCCUGGUUUUGUGAUAUAACUGCUUAGCUUUUAUUGGCAACAUAUUAGAUUAGAAUAGUGCUUAUACUAAAACAACUAAAUUCCCAUUGUGGUUAUUAAUUGGAGUUUUGUCUUUAAGCAAAAAUAUAUUUGUGAGUACAAACUUUGUGCUUAGAGAAUGUACCUGUCAGUAUGGAAGGAUGAAAAUUUUGCAUCAUUAGUGAAUUUAUUGGAUUAUGUAAUCCUUUGCAGAAUAUAAUUAUAGGUAUUUGAUAGAG